Messenger RNA from Cutaneotrichosporon cavernicola, 876 nucleotides. RefSeq lists its product as uncharacterized. Gene Ontology annotation, molecular function: protein binding. Bases 1 to 876 code for a protein of 291 amino acids. The transcript is spliced from 3 exons. Lineage: Eukaryota; Fungi; Basidiomycota; Tremellomycetes; Trichosporonales; Trichosporonaceae. The record is from RefSeq and is a predicted model, not a curated record.
AUGGCACCAAAGAGGAAGAGCAAGAGAGCCGCAGCGCCGCCUCUCCCAGACGAGACACCUCCUUUUUCAGAUGAGCAACCUCCUCUUCCCGACGAGCAACCUCCUCUUCCCGACGAGCAGCCCCCAUUGCCGGACGAGCAGCCCCCUCUCCCUGAUGAGGCUCCUCCGCUGCCGGAUGAACAACCUCCGCUUCCCGAUGAGCAGCCUCCGCUCCCGAAUGAGCAACCGCCGAUCUCUGUUGGAGACGACGCGCAGCCUAUCACCUCACUUGGCGAAGGAGGAGAUAGUGACGACGAAGACGAUGAUGACGAGGAGGACGGAGCCGGGAAAGAGAAGGGCAAAGGGAAAGAGAAGGCGCAUCCAUGGCAGGCCGUAUGGGCACCAGCUAAUAAUGCGUAUUAUUUCUGGAACACGGACACGGGGGAGGUGACAUGGGCAAACCCUGUCGCCCCGCCUUCGGACGCCCCACCACUGCCCAACGAACCACCUCCACUGCCUGCAGGCCCCGCCCCGCCCCGCGCCGGCGGGCUGCCAGAGAUCGAUCCAGGGCUCGCUCAUCUCCUCCCGGCUGAGCAGCGCGACAGCUCAACCUCCGCAAUGUCAGCAGCGAUGGCCGCGCGCAGCGGACGUCUCGGCGCUGAUUCCCACUAUGCGUUCGCGGCGCUCGACGAGUACUCGCGCCAGAAGCGAUUUAACGAGCAUUACUUCGACGUGGAUGGGUGGGAGAAGUCUAAGGCUGCCGAGGCGCGCAAGCGCAAGGCUGACAAGGAGGCUGGGAUCAACCAGGACCGCAAGAUUACCAAGAAGGAUAUGGACCGGUUCCGCGCCAAGAAGGCUGAGCAGAAGGAGCGACGGCAGGCUUGGUUGUACGACUAG